This is a messenger RNA of Metopolophium dirhodum (rose-grain aphid), 872 nucleotides long. RefSeq lists its product as uncharacterized. The transcript is spliced from 2 exons. The record is from RefSeq and is a predicted model, not a curated record. Bases 431 to 835 code for a protein of 134 amino acids. NCBI's taxonomy places the organism in Eukaryota, Metazoa, Arthropoda, Insecta, Hemiptera, Aphididae.
UAAUAUUGUUCUUUCUGUUAUACUGAUAACAUUUUUUUCAUUUUUUUUCAACUUAUAUUAUAUUUCUAUUAUUAUCUAUGUGUUUAUACAUGUUAUACAAUUAUUUUAUAAUAAUUUAUUAAAAUAUAAUAUAUUAUAUGUAUUUAUGUAUAAAAUUAUGAUUGAUAUUUGAUAAAAUUGGUUUAGUAAGUACCUAGUUAGUUUGGAUAUGUAAUCUAAUUUUCGAGCGGAGCAAAGAGAAAAAAUUUUUCGUGUACCUUUAGUAUAAUAUUUAUAGACUGUUAUUUAUUUUGCCCAGGGUCCCGCAAAUCCUAGCGCCGCCGUCCCUGCGGAAUCUCUCGUCACCGCGGGACGUUGAUGUCAUUCAACCACAGCCGCAACUGCGCAAACUGUCCACGGAGGCACAGGCCAUGAUAGAAAUAUUUCUAUCAUGAGUUCACCUUCAAGUGUAAUCUCCGCGAACCAGGCUACGGCAGUACGACUAGUAGGUACGACGAGAUUGACCGCUCGACGAAGGCACACCGUGCGGAAAUUGCGAAUUUACUUACCUGGUACGUGUGAUGACAGUGGUAAAAUGAGUUAUAUAUUAAUUGUAACAAACACUUUCAAUUUGGAAGAUAUCACAGAAUUGACUACUGAUGAGUACCCCAGUUUAUUUGGAGAUGAAGACAUUUUUUAUUUUAAAAUUGUUAUAUCUGAUUAUAUUUCAUAUCUGAGAUAUGAACAAGUGUGCAUUAUUAGAGCAUAUGACAUUGCUAUAUUAUGGUACACUAAAAAAGAGUUUUGUAAAUAUUUUGUUGACUAUUUACGUCCAACUAUGCUCAACUGUCAUUGAAUGUUAAAAAAUGUAUAUACAAUAAUGUAAAUAAAAC